Guillardia theta CCMP2712 is the source of this 1023-nucleotide messenger RNA. RefSeq lists its product as hypothetical. The coding region runs from base 1 to 1023 and encodes 340 amino acids. The transcript has 3 exons. The record is from RefSeq and is a predicted model, not a curated record. Lineage: Eukaryota; Cryptophyceae; Pyrenomonadales; Geminigeraceae.
AUGCGAGUCUCGAGCUACUACCCCCUCAAGGCCUUCCCGCACCGCUAUGCUCAGAUGCUCGACUGCUAUCUCCAUGGCAUGCCGAUCUGCCAGUGUCCGACGAAAUGUGAUGGAUGUCAGCGCGAGCUCGAUCCCUCCGUUGCUGCACAUCAUCUCCAGACCUGCAAACGCCGAUCCUCCAAGCUUCCCACGGCGCAUGACAACCAUACUCGUACGAUUCGGUCGAUGCUCAGAACGAAGCUGGUACCCUCCCAUCCUCAUGGCCGCAAGAUGAAGGGCGAUAUCCACAUCCCUGGAAUCCGCGAUCGAGGGUCCGAGCAGUACGAGGGCUUGAUGGCGGACGUGACGUUGGUCCACCCUUACAUCGCGUCUGAGAAGAUUCGCAAACAUCGCGCUGCAUAUGCCAUGACUACUCCUCCUCGAGCGUUCAUCCCUCUUGCCAUCUCGACGGACGGUACCCUGCAUCCUGACACCCUCCGCUUCAUCUGGUAUCUGGCGGACAUCAUUGCUCAGCGCUCGAUGCCUCUUGAGGAUGCGGCGUUUGGUCGGCACUUCGUGCCUGAUGACGGCCCUGCUGCUGAGGUCUUGGCUCGCAAACGCGCCGCCACCUAUCAGCGCCUCACUAUGGGCCGGCGCGGAGCUGGCGAGGCGUCUCCGUCCCUCACUGUGACGUCGGGUGCCUCCGGAGAGCUCGACACCACUGGGGUGCUUGCUGCUGGUCCGAGCUCGCCUGCUUCCUCCCCGGCAUCGGUCGGGUCACGCCGGUCCUUGGGCAUUGCCGCGGCGUCGCCGCCGUCACGGGCGGCUACCGCUGACUCGGAGGCUAGCGAGGAGGACUACCUCGAGCGGUACCGUGUUCAUGUGUCCAGCCUCCCUCCGUCCGCUGCCCCAGGCGGACCCCCGGGCAGCUCCGGCUCCUUGUCGGCGGCUGCCCUUUCUCCGUCCGCGGCCGCCCGCUUUGUGGCGGCAGCGGACGUCUCGACUGACAGUGGUCAGUCGGCUGCCUCCGGGUAUCGCGUUUAG